AUGUCAAAAAGAAGCAAGUAUGAUCUGGACUCCAUCCCCCAAGACCCACCAUACCUGCAGCCAGGUGCCCUGGUUGAGAUUCAACCCCCCGAAUUUGGUUACGAGAGUCCGUGGCACACCGCCACUAUCGUCCAGCGCGCUACUCCAAUAUCCUCCAACAGGUUCGUGGUCCGAUUCACCCAUCUUUUCCAAGACGAAAAAACCGGGAAUAGACCCUUAAGGAUGAUCAGCCUCGGCGAUAUACGCCCUCAUCCCCCCCCACAACGUCCAAGAAAGUUCGAGAAUGGUGACCACGCGGACGUUUAUCACAAGCACAGCUGGUGGGAAGGGGUGAUUGUUCAAGAGUUGAAGAAUGGCAACUAUCUGUUUAGGUUUAACAGUGAUAAUCAGUGGCCAAAGUUCGUAGAGUUUGGAGUGAAUCAAUUGAGGCUUCAUAGAACCUGGAUUAAUGGGCAAUGGAUACCACCAUUGGAGGCAUCUGAGAUAGCUGUGGAGGAAGUACAAAGGGAAGAAGAGCCAACAAAGAAAACGAUGGAGAUGGAAGAGUAUAACGAGAGAGCACUUGUUGAGGUGGCCAAUGAUGAAGAUGGUUCUAACCGUGCUUGGUAUCCUGCAAUUAUUGUUACAGCAGUGGGGAAUAAAAGGUACCUCAUUCAGUAUACGACCAUGAGAACUGACGAUAACAGUAACAUUGGUUUCUUUGGGAAAGUUAGGGAUACCUUGCACAUUAGGCCUCGUCCACCGGAUAUUGCGGUGCCUGAUCAAUUUGUAAUGCUUGAACAAGUUGAUGCUUUCUACAAAGGUGGGUGGUGGAAAGGUGUGAUAAUUAAGGUCCUUUCUGAUGAUUCUAAAUAUCAUGUCUAUUUGGCUACACAUGAAGAAAUGGAAUUUAAACACUCGGAAUUAAGGCUACACCAAGAUUGGAUUGAUGGAAAAUGGACUAAACCUUCCCCAGUGAUAUGA
Molecule: messenger RNA, 963 nt
Organism: Gossypium arboreum
Lineage: Eukaryota; Viridiplantae; Streptophyta; Magnoliopsida; Malvales; Malvaceae
Product: protein AGENET DOMAIN (AGD)-CONTAINING P1-like
Exons: 3
Coding region: 1-963 (320 amino acids)
Source: RefSeq, a predicted model, not a curated record